CGAUGACUACCGCGUUGAAUAAUUUCGUCACAAACACUCACAAUGACUUCGUUUGGCCGUAUCCGGUACCGCUUAUUGCGAAACCUGCACAACCACCCAUGAGCACGGGGAUUCGAUUAUACAUGCAAAGAAUUGAACCUGAGGAUUGUAAAUGCGACGUUCAUGGCCAACAAAGCAACGAAAAUAAGUACAAGUACUUAGCCCAGAAGGAACGGCAGAUUUACGAUCAAUUGAUGAAAGUUAAUCAGAAUAUGAAGAAUCUAGUGUCAGCCAUGUUGGAUAAUCAGUGCGAAUCGAUGGAUGAAACCAUGAGGAGCGUUUAUCAAACGGACUACUCAAGGAGAGGAUUGCCGAUUGGCGAGUACAGAAAACUCAUGGCUGCAGUCGAUUCUUCAUAUUGUUCGCCGAUACCGUCUGAAGUCACAGAAAUAAAAAAGGGUUACAGAGAUCCUACGAGAUUUCGAUACACCGCCAUAGAGAGGCCGCAUAUUCAACCUGCGAAGACCAUCAAUCUUUCACAAGUUCCAGAAACAUUCGAUAUGUGGGAGACACCUUUCACUAGUCGUUCAGAAUACAUGGAUACCAUCAGUAAGAUGGGCCUAAGUAACAUGAAAAAUCGACAACAAUACUUGGAACCUUUACCUUCAUCUAGAAGAAGAUUCGGCGACUGUAAAUUGUAGACUCGAAAUCACAAAUCCCAACUUUUUUAAUCACCAUGCCUUAUGAAGUCAAUUAUUGAAGUCACGCAGUUACAAUAAACAUUUGAAACAUUUUAAUACUUUAUUAAUAAGUUUUAUUUCAGUAUUAUUAUUAGAAAAGAAUAUUUUAUUAAGUUUCUAUCUCAAUGUUUGAGCUUGAAUUAAUGGACCAUAAACAAAAGACAGGGUGCUACCAUCAGUUAUUUCGAUAAACUUUACUAAUCUAUUAACCUAUUUUCGAGGUACAAAAUUAUAAGUUUCUUUAUUAUUCAAUAUAAUAUUAACAAAUGCAAUGACAAACUCCUGCCGAUUGUUCACCACAGAAUACAGACGCAAUUUUGUGAAACACAAAUUGAAACCGGUGGAUAAGUAAGAAAAUGACUAAGAGGUUAAAAAGUUUAUUGGAAACAGUAACAUUUUCUCAGGAUAAUUCAAGGUGGUGGAUUCGAGGAACGCAUAGAGGAAGGACAAAUUGACCCUCGUAUAGC
Messenger RNA from Megachile rotundata (alfalfa leafcutting bee), 1186 nucleotides. RefSeq lists its product as uncharacterized. NCBI's taxonomy places the organism in Eukaryota, Metazoa, Arthropoda, Insecta, Hymenoptera, Megachilidae. The record is from RefSeq and is a predicted model, not a curated record.